Populus nigra (black poplar) is the source of this 1802-nucleotide messenger RNA. Its product is annotated as DNA repair protein recA homolog 1, chloroplastic. Gene Ontology annotation, biological process: DNA repair. Gene Ontology annotation, molecular function: single-stranded DNA binding; ATP hydrolysis activity; ATP binding. The coding region runs from base 156 to 1439 and encodes 427 amino acids. Lineage: Eukaryota; Viridiplantae; Streptophyta; Magnoliopsida; Malpighiales; Salicaceae. The transcript has 13 exons. The record is from RefSeq and is a predicted model, not a curated record.
ACAACAGACAACAUCAGUUGCAAUCAUAUUCAAUAGUAGAGAGAACAGCAGCAACAAGUAAGAAACCCACAAGCAAAGAAAACCUCACUACUUCUGCUAACUUAUUGUCUUCAUUUCAACAAAAUUUCUGAACUUUCAUUCUACUGUUUCUUCCAAUGGAUUCAUUGGCAAUUCUAAAACCCAUCACUACAAUCCACCAUUUCCCUUCAAAGUCCACACCUUUUCACCCUUCCCUCCCUCUCUACUUCCAGUUCUCUCGCGUUUGUUUCAAAACCUCACAUUUUGCUGCAGUUAAAAAGAAACCUAAGGAAAUUCGCUGUGAAUUUGAUAGCAAAGUUAAUGGCUCUCCUCUUUCUUCAGACUUUGACGCUCGUUUCCUUGACAAGCAAAAGGCAUUGGAAGCAGCGAUGAAUGACAUAAAUAACUCGUUUGGAAAGGGUAGUGUUACAAGAUUGGGGAGUGCUGGUGGAGCAUUGGUCGAGACUUUUCCCAGUGGCUGUUUGACACUUGAUUUCGCGUUAGGUGGUGGUCUGCCCAAAGGGAGAAUUGUAGAGAUAUUUGGUCCAGAAAGUAGUGGAAAGACCACCCUUGCACUCCAUGCAAUUGCAGAAGUGCAGAAGUUUGGAGGCCAUGCUAUGCUUGUUGAUGCAGAGCACGCAUUUGAUCCAGCAUAUUCAAAAGCAUUGGGAGUGGAUGUAGAAAAUUUGAUUGUCUGUCAACCUGAUAAUGGCGAGAUGGCACUUGAAAUUGCAGAUCGUAUGUGCAGGUCUGGUGCUGUAGAUCUUAUCUGUGUUGAUUCUGUAUCAGCUCUCACUCCAAGAGCAGAGAUUGAAGGUGAGAUUGGGAUGCAGCAAAUAGGUUUGCAAGCACGCCUUAUGAGUCAGGCAUUGCGUAAAAUGUCAGGAAAUGCCUCAAAAGCUGGUUGUACACUCAUUUUCCUUAAUCAAAUAAGAUAUAAGAUUGGUGUAUAUUAUGGGAAUCCAGAAGUGACAAGUGGAGGAAUUGCUUUAAAAUUUUUUGCCUCAGUUCGUCUUGAAAUACGUUCUACUGGGAAGAUAAAAUCAGUUAAAGGAGAUGAAGAUGUAGGGGUUCGGGUUCGUGUAAGAGUGCAGAAGAGUAAGGUCUCAAGACCGUACAAGCAAGCCGAGUUUGAAAUUAUAUUUGGAGAGGGAGUGAGUCAACUGGGUUGCAUUUUGGACUGUGCUGAAAUGAUGGAUGUUGUGGUAAAGAAAGGUUCUUGGUAUAGCUAUGGGGAUCAUAGGUUGGGACAAGGAAGAGACAAAGCCUUACAGUACUUGAGAGACAAUCCUCAUCUUCAAGAAGAAAUAGAGAAGAUAGUUCGAUCCACUAUGACUGAUGGAACAGUAAAUAUGGGCACUCCACAAGCGAGGAACAUGUCAUUGCCUCUUCAAGAUGAAAAUGUUUACGAUGAUAUUUGAUGCGGAUGUAACAGAUUUUCUUGACUGGUUAUAAAAUUUUGCCUGUCUCAUUGCACUGAGGCUGGGAGGCUAGUCGAAGGCACAACAGAACAUAUAUUCUUUCUUGCCAGGUCAAGCCUAGGCAGAGUGGUGGUGCAUCCACAAAUAUGUUGGUCCAUUCAGUUCAAAGGGUUAAACUGGCUGACAUCGGUUUUCAUUUAUCUGUAACAUAAUCUCGUAGAAAACUGAAAUGGCAUGGUGUUGUCUUGCACUUGGUUGCAGACGCAUCAUCCAUGCAAAUGUUGGUGCUGGAGGGGGAAGAAAGGGUUGGAGGUUUUUCUUACAAGUUCUGAGAAAUUAAUGUUAACAGCUAUUACUCGCAAA